This is a messenger RNA of Lucilia cuprina (Australian sheep blowfly), 2000 nucleotides long. RefSeq lists its product as uncharacterized. The record is from RefSeq and is a predicted model, not a curated record. The transcript is spliced from 10 exons. Lineage: Eukaryota; Metazoa; Arthropoda; Insecta; Diptera; Calliphoridae. The coding region runs from base 123 to 1964 and encodes 613 amino acids.
GAAAAUUUGUUAGAAUUUUAAUUUAAAAAAUAAGAACUGUUAUUAUCAUCGGCAAAAGAAAAUUAAAAAAAAUUAGUUAAUUUUUAGUGAAAAAUAUUUUAAAAUAAUUUAUUUCUUUGAAAAUGGUUAAAAGGACACGAGAUGCGGAGGAAGGCAAGAAAAGAAAAAUGGCACGAUCGCGAUUUCGAAGUUUAAUACGAUGUGUCGUGUUAAAUCGGAUAUGGUUGGUGGAUGCUGCUGAACAAAAAUUAUCAUUAAAUGUCAAGAAAAAUAUAGCCAUGCUUGUGAGAACUCAGCGUAAAAUUGGUCUACUUACAAUGGCAGAAAAAUCAUUGAUUAGAACGCAUCAUACAAUACGCACAGUUGAUGAAAGAAAACAAUUAGUGUCCUUGAUGUCUGGACUAAAUUGUUUCAAUAAAAUUCCACCGAAAGUUCGUGCUCGAUUAGCUAAAUGUGUAAAAUUUAUGGUAAUUGGCCCUGGACGAAUACUAAUUAAAGAAGGUGACUGGCCAAUGAUGGUAUAUUUUAUUCUUACCGGCGAAGUUGAAGUCACUAAAUUUGUUUUUGAUCACAUACAAAAUUGUCGAGUUAAUAGAAUAGAAAAGAUAUGUGGACCUGGAGAUUGUUUGGGUGAUGCCGAAUUGAUUGAAAAAAAUAGGCGAAGACAUACAUACACUACAACAAAUGUGGUGGAGCUUUUGGUAGUAUUUGAGGAGGACUUCGAACUGGUUUUACGGCCUGUAAUGGAACAACAAUGGAAAGAAAAGAAGACUGCAAUAAUGGCUUUAAAUUAUUUUAAUUUUUUUACUGCUGAUCAGAUUACAAAUGCUUGUAAAUUAUGUGUGCUACGGCAAUUUGAGCCGCUGGAAACAAUUUACCACGAAGACAAGGGUCAGAUGAGUUACGUACAUUUUGUCAUCAGUGGUGAAUGUAUGAUAUUGCAAUGUCUCAAAAUUAUGGUAAGCCAGAAAAAUGGAGUUAAAACUUUUGAACUAACUGACAUAGCCAAAGAAGGCUCCAAAUCAAUAUUUCAAGAUCUUUCGAACACACAGCUAUUACAGAUUUUAAAUGAAGAAAAUGGUUCGGCAAAUAAAACUGCUUACGAUAUAAAUGAGAUCAUUGCAUCCGAUGACAAUGAAACUAAUAAGCAAUCUGCUAAAAGUCGUGAUUUCAAACAGAUCGAUAUAAGAAGCAUGGAAAUCAGAUGUGGUUUAGCUGAGCCGAGCGAUCGAGGAUCUGCAGGAAGUCAUACACAAAUAUCAGAAAUAAAUAGCAAGAAAACGGCUGAUUAUCAAAAUGAGCAAAUAGUGGACACCGAAGGCUGUGAAAACAUAAUCGAUAUAGCUGCCACAAGAAGCAACAUUUCUGAACAAGAAGAUAUCGGAAUAAAGGAUGAUGUAGCUGAAAUGCGAUCCAGUAAAACGGAAUAUUUAAAUACCAUUUCAAAUCAAAAAUCGUUCGAUAACCAGAGUCAAAGAGAUAUAAUAGAGAGAUCUAAUAUAAAUAGCAUUAAACGUUUUACUUUACAAUCAUUACGUGAUUCUCUGUAUGGAUCUUCGCGUUCAGCAGAAAUUCCGUCCUAUCAGCGUCCUACUGGAAAAAUUGAAAACCAUUUUAUUGAUGUGGGCUCGCUUACAUUUGGAAGUAUUUUUGGCAUUGGUGAAAAACUGGAGCACCGUGUCAUAAUGGCUCGUACAACUGUUCAAUGCUUGAUGAUACCCCGAUUUUGGCUUCUAGAAAAAGAUCAAAAUCCUGGAAAUAUUUGGCAACGAAGACGAUUUUAUUUAGACACAACUAUUCCAUCUAGACAGACACUAUUUAAAGAUUUUCUAUAUACUCGUCAGUGGCAAAAAUUUAAAACAAAACUUAUUCAAAGUCAUUUAAAUCCCAACUCAAUAGCUAAUCCUACUCGUGUCCAAGAUAUACCAAUAAUAUGUCGUAUAGUUGAAGCACGUGACGAUUAAUUUUACACACAUAAUUAAAUAAAUAAGAUUUUUUAA